AUGAAUGAGAUCAAUACAUGGGAGAAAGAAACGAUACAAAAGAUAACCGUGGCAGCUGAACAAGCGAGAGAAAAGGUUCGGCAGUUGCUCCACAAAACUGAAGACACCAUAAAGCAACAAUUAGUGGAAAUAUCUAUGGAACUUCAGGAAGGCAAAGUCGAAGAAAAUUAUGUUGAAUCUACUCUCGAUCGAUGGAAGGAGCAAUUGAACGAAUAUAAACAGCGCUUGGAAUCAUCAAACGUGAGUGUUUCAGUCCAUUCAAAACAGAUUGAUUGGACAACAAUAAUUAAAGUGAAUGGCAAUCAAUCAGAUAAUAAAUCUACUGUGGAAAAAUUCCAUUCAGUACUAGGAAAUGUUCGAUUAGAAGAUAAUGGUCUCGUUGCGGUACAAAGCGGGAGCAAUUGGUCUGAAGUUCGGGGUACCGGAUUGUAUAGUUCAGGUGAACAUCGUAUUUCUCUAAAAAUUGACAAAACACGUUUAAAACAAAUAAUGGUAGGAAUUAUAUCAUCGACAGGUGCACUGAACGUGACAUCCUACUCUUCAAAGUCAAGUUACGGGUGGUAUUGCUAUGAUACAAGAGCUUAUCUAAAUGGUGUUUCCACGUCCAGUUAUUACGACGGUGACAUACAAAGUAAUGAUGAACUACUAUUGAUGAUUAACUGCGACGAAAAUAAACUGUCAUUGGUAAAUAAGCGAACUGGUAAAAACUAUGAAAUACCAAUCGAUAUCCACCAAGCACCAUUCCCUUGGCAAUUGAGAUUGAACAUGUAUGAUACAGGUGAUGUUGUUCGAAUUUUAGUAUAG
Didymodactylos carnosus is the source of this 804-nucleotide messenger RNA. NCBI's taxonomy places the organism in Eukaryota, Metazoa, Rotifera, Eurotatoria, Philodinida, Philodinidae. The record is from the annotation of a GenBank genome assembly.